This is a messenger RNA of Linnemannia hyalina, 2385 nucleotides long. Lineage: Eukaryota; Fungi; Mortierellomycota; Mortierellomycetes; Mortierellales; Mortierellaceae. The record is from the annotation of a GenBank genome assembly.
AUGAACAACAGUCUCCUGACUCUGUUCUGCCUCGUCGAUGGCGAAGCGACCCCGUUUCCUGUCAAGAUCGAGUCUACAGAGACAAUCGGUGAUCUCAAGAAAGCCAUCAAGGCCGAGAAAACCAUCGCUUUCACCGAUUCCUACAAGAAGGACCGCAAGGAAAUCUCGUUUGCUGAUAUCCCAUCGAAUUCGAAGGAGGAACUUGAUGGGACAGACGAUGUCUCUGAUGUCUUUAAAGAAACACCGCCCAAAAAAACAAUUCACAUCACUGUCCAGCGACCACAACCAGUCCAUGCACCUGUUCCUGCCCGAGUUCUUACCCCUGUUCUAUCAACUCCCUCUGAUGUCUCUCGUCCUGGCGACCUCCGCGCUGACAUCAAAAAGGUCGCGGACCGAUUCUUUGCAACUGGAUCUCCAGCCUCUGACUUUCUGGACACGUAUGUGCGGGGUGAAAACGCGCUGCCUGUAACUACCAGUGGGAUCAAGGGCUGCCUAGAGUUCUACGACGAGGCGUUGUUGACAGCCAGGAUUCAGGAACAAACUCACGAGCGAAAGAUCCACGAGCUCUACCACUGCCGCGGCACGAAGAGCGACCCUUGCAGCCAGUCUAUCAAAGGAACACAGAACUGGGAGCUGCACCAGAAGCGGCAUCGACCAUAUCCUUGUCCCGAGCCAGACUGUGAUAAAGGAUUCACCCAGCUCAGGACCCUUCGUGCACACCAGAAGAUCCAUACACGCAACAACGAGCCCCGUUCCAACUCUCAGUCCUCAGCAAAUCAGAUUCCUGUUGCUCCACCUCCAGAGCCCCUCCUCGAUAAGGAGACUACGAUCCCGAUCCCGAAUGAGUUCAGGGUCGCGGUCGUGUACAAGGGAUCUCCAACCCAAGGGAUCGAACUGACAACAAAGUGGUACGAGUUCAUCUAUGAGCCAGGCACGACGCCUUUGGAGACAGAUGGGCCCAAGUCACGGACUUGUCUGGGUUGUGGCAAGACCUGCAGUUUGGAAAACUGCAAGGUUGGAGUCUUCCGCGACAAGAGCUGGCUUUUCUUGGAUUUGGCCCUUGACAAACGGAUCGAGUACAUGCUCUAUUGGUCCGACCCAGACAGGCGUGAGGAAGGAUUCCGAAAGGCGGAUGCCAUUCUCCUGGAGCUCUUUGAAGGGAUUAGUCUGGAAGAGGAGAUGAGGGUUGCCUUUACGGAUCACGACGAGUAUCGCUGGCGGACCUUUAAUGGUAACAAGCGCAACAAGAAAGAACGUAUUGCCUGGAAUAAGUACGAGUGGCGAUACUUCCUGCGAGUGUGCAAGGGGAUCGACCUUUGCUCUGGUCUCUCUAUGGCGAAGAUUGGUCAGCCAGGAAAUAUCGAUCGACUCUCCAGCGACGGACAGUACCGACUCGGAGCCUGCAUCUAUAUUCCUCAAGGUCUGAACUUUGCAAAGGAAUUGCUGGACGACUUCAAGACCUCAAAGCUGUUUCAGGGGACCGAUCUGGAGAACUGUCGAAAAGGCAUUAAGAUGCUCCGCGACUUGAUGAUCGAGACUGCGGAGAAAAUGAAGCAUCGUCUUCCCAAGCUACUGGAAGAACAUGCGGCACUUAUUGCAGGUGUCGAGGAUAGCGACCACAAAGAUGUUCAAGCAGUAGAAGAAGUUGUCAAGAACAUUUACGAUCAAUACGAAACCGGUCGCGACAACGCCUUGGAAUGCUACAACAGCCAGGGAAUGGUCAACAACAUUGACAACACGGUCGAAUAUGGGGAGGAUGCUCCCGAAUCUGGUUACUUUACUUCUCCAGAGAUCGACCUAUGGGAGUCCGAGGAGGAGGCUGCGUCUUCUUUCUGGAUGUUCGAUAGCAUUGACGACGAUGACUCUUUCUUUGAACUGGACCAUGACUUGGCCACUCCGAUGCAGUCCUUUGGCGCUCUGAAAGAUGCUCGCCGGAGUGACGACAAAACGUUCCAGAAAUUCAUUGACGGCAGGUCGGCCGAGUUCCAUUCAAGUUCAUCUUUUCACGACCAUGAUAUAUCUGUCUCUUUGGAAAAGAGGGAUGACGGCAUCCUCCGUCCCAAAAAUUUCCAUGCACGUUCUCUAGGAUCUACCGUCCAGAGCCACGUUCGAACUCCUACAUUCGAGUACAGCAAGUCAUCUAGGAGCAACACAACUUUGGUCGAACAUGUGCAGAAAAAGGCAAAAUCCCAAUUGGAUACGACCAAGGCUCCGCAGAAAAAAAUGGCUACAAAGUUGAAAACGGUCAAGAAAGUACAGUGGACAACCCACAAAUAUUCUGUCCUAUCGAAUAUCCCAUCUGUUUCCACGCCCUUGCAGCAACCUCUCAUUAGCGACUUCAUGUUCAAGGGAGGCAAGGAGAAUCGCCCUCCUAGACUGCUUUGA